Erythranthe guttata (spotted monkey flower) is the source of this 1035-nucleotide messenger RNA. Its product is annotated as appr-1-p processing enzyme family protein. The record is from RefSeq and is a predicted model, not a curated record. Lineage: Eukaryota; Viridiplantae; Streptophyta; Magnoliopsida; Lamiales; Phrymaceae.
UGUAAUAUUAAUCAGGCGAUGACUACUUGUGCAACUCCAUUCUACUCCAGAAUCAUUCGCAUUUUCUCCUCCGCUCCAAAUCCCCCCAAAUCCCUACACAAUUUACGCCGGCGUCGGUGGUUCUCGGAUAACGACUAUCAUCGGGUCGCCGCCGUUCAACUCCGGCCCUUUUCCGAUAAUAUUUCAAGCCCAAGGUACUGCAGUAGCGGCCGGACGACGAUAGCCGUUCGAUUCUGUACGAUGUCUAGCGGCCGAGGUGAUGAUCUUCUGGAGUUUCCUCUUUCUCCGUCUGGAGUUGUCAAGAUACAGAUGGGCGAUAUCACUCAGUGGUCCGUCGACGGUUCCUCCGACGCUAUUGUCAAUCCAGCUAACGAACGGAUGCUUGGAGGUGGUGGUGCUGAUGGAGCCAUACAUAAAGCUGCUGGUCCACAAUUACGGGAAGCAUGCUAUGGCGUACCGGAAGUGAAGCCUGGAGUUCGUUGCCCCACAGGAGAAGCAAGGAUUACACCAGGCUUUCGUUUGCCAGCUUCUCAUGUUAUCCAUACAGUUGGACCGAUUUACGACAAAGACAAAAACCCUGAAGCCUCUCUUAGGAAUGCGUACAGAAACAGUUUACGCGUGGCGAAAGAACAUAACAUUCAGUAUGUUGCAUUUACUGCCAUAUCAUGUGGAGUUUAUGGAUAUCCGUAUGACGAAGCUGCCGCUAUUGCCAUCUCUACAGUAAAGGAAUUUGCAGGGCACUUCAAGCGGGUGCAUUUUGUGCUGUAUUCAGACGAGAUUUACGAUGCUUGGUUGAAAAAGGCCCAUCAAUUGCUUCAAAAGUGAUGAAUCUGCUAUCUUCAGAUCUUCGUUGAGCGAAUAAUUCCUCCAAAAUAAACCAGGCACUUGAACCGGCCGAUUUGUUUUAUUAAUUUUUUUUUUGGCACUUGUUGAGGGUUUGUGGUGUUAAAUUGUAACUUUAAUUGAGAUUUGUUUGAAUAAUGAACUUAUGAUCUGAUUUAUGUGUGUGCGUGUGUUGUAGUAAGGCCAUCAUAU